Cooperia oncophora is the source of this 588-nucleotide messenger RNA. NCBI's taxonomy places the organism in Eukaryota, Metazoa, Nematoda, Chromadorea, Rhabditida, Trichostrongylidae. The record is from the annotation of a GenBank genome assembly.
AUGAGGAGUUUAGAGAAAGCAGUAAAGGAACGAGACGAGUCUGGUCUAGAGAAAGCACGUCUCAAAGGACAACUGGAAGAGAUAGAGAAAAAGAUUAACGACGCCAUGAUAGCUCUCUGCAGUAAGGAGAUGAAACAAGCAGAGAGUCUUUACCAUGAAGUUGUUGUGAGCAAGAUUGUCACGCAGGAGAUGAUUUCGGAUUUGGAGAAGUACAUGCAAUGCCUUGACAGCUCGAUCAUUCAGUUCCACAGCGAUAAAAUGAUUGCAAUAAACAGAAUUUUGGAUGAUUUGUGGCGUAAGGUCUACGGUGGCACUGACAUUCAAUCUAUAAGUAUCAAAUCAGAAUGUGCAGCAAGUACAGAAAAGAGGAAGGUUUAUGACUACCGGGUAGUGAUGGUGAUCAAAAAUGGUGUCGAACUAGAUAUGAGGGAUCGUUGUAGUGCAGGGCAAAAGCGUAACCAGUUUCAGAUGCUGGCAUGUAUACUUAUUCGAAUAGCAUUGGCUGAUGUAUUUGGAGGAGCAUGCUCAAUAAUUGCACUCGACGAACCAACGACAAACCUUGAUGCGUUGAAGGUCUUUUUCUAUUGA